GGGUUGGAGGUGGGCAUGGCCAAGCUAUGACUGGAUCAGAAUGCGGGAGACCUGCUCUUCUACGACUCUGCAAGGACGGGCGCAGGCACGUCAACAAUUGCCUGGCAAAACACGUGAAGACAUUCGCCAGUGCACCAGUUCCAUUAGUGAGCACAGUAGACAGAGCCGUUGGCGAGAUGCAAUAUCCCUCUGGUGCGAGUUGCCUGACCUGGGGCUUGAACCAAAUACAUUUACUUUCAAUGCUGCCAUGGCAGCUUACAGCCAGGGAAGUCUUUGGCAAAGAUCUCUGGACCUUUUCGAGGAAGCGUGUUUGAGAGGGGUGAAGAUAGACACGAUCAGCCUUAACACUUGUUUGAGCGCACGGAAGGGAACACGCUUGAAUACUUCCUGGAAAUCAGCCUUGAGCUUUCUGAUGCCUUGUCAGCGCGCAACUUUGCAGCUGGAUGUCUUCACGUGCACGGCCUUUUUCAGUCUUUGCAAGGGAAGGUGGUGGCUGGCCCGCACCUUUCUGGAAGCACAGAGGCAAGAGGCAAUUCCGAUAGCUGGCAACCUGCAACUGCGCAACGCCUACAUGUCAGCAGCGCUAAAGGAUGACUGGGACCUCGCCCUAUGGCUGUUGCAAGAGCCCAACAUGCCACAAGAUGCUGUCACUCUCAAAGCUGUCUCUGGCCCCUUCAGUCGCUCAACUGCAUGGGAGCCUUGCAUGGCGUUGAUGCAAAACCUGAAGCUCCAAGGGCAACGCAGCGCCCCACCCACCUUCCUAUUGAGUAGCUUGGCGCGAGCGCAGCUGUGGCAAAGGGCCAUGACGGCCAUGGCCAUGGCAUCUCGAGGGCCCCAGCGAUUUCAAGGAUCUGCAGCCAUCACUGCUGCCGUCAGUGCCUGUGAAAGAGCAAACCAAUGGCAAGUUGCCCUGGUAAUCCCCAUGAAUCUCAUGUUGAAUCAAGGUCUGCAAGUGGACUUGAUUUUGUACAACACCCUCUUGAGUGCUUGCCGUUGCUCCGGGUUUUGGGAUCUGACACUGUCACGGCUGCAAGCACUGCAUGGCGUGGGGAAAGGGAUGAGUUGGGGCAGUUUGCGACCCGAUGUCGUCACCUUCAGCGUGGCACUUGAGGGCUUGGGCCUUGAAAAUCAGUGGAUGCAGGCCUGCGAGAUAGCCCGGGAUGUGAUUAGCUCUCAGAAAGUGGAUGGCACCUGCUACAGCAGCAUCCUCAGCAGCUUUCGCACACGCUCAGCGCCCUGGAGCCUUGCCCUGCUGCGCUUGCAGGGCUUGAGGCUAGACCUGGGCAAUGCUGCACUGCUGGUGGAUGCCAUCCAGGGGAAGCCCCAAGGGGCGUGGAUUGAGGGCUGCCACCAGCUGAAUCAACUGGAGGAUGAAGGCAUGAAGCUGUGGUCCACUUCAGCUGGCAGCCUCUUUGGCGCGAUGCUUCGGAAGCUCCAGGCGGCACAGCAGUGGUUGAAGGCCAUGGAGCUGUUUGAGAUGUUGGGGCCAGAGUGCAGGAUCCAGACCUCCUUUGCUGGCAAUGUCUUAGCCUGUUUGCGCGGGGCAGGUCUGCGAGAAGAAGCCUUGCACCUCUGCCAAGAGCUUUCCAAAAAUCAGCUGCAGCUGGAUCAGCAGCUGCUGGGGGUGGUGCUGAGUUUAUGCGACCGCGCGGAUUUGUGGCAAACGGCGCUCUCCAUCUUCACCUCCCCAUGGCCCUGCUCAGCUCAUCUUUCAACAGACGGCUUGGUGGCCCAGGGUGCCACCAUCGCAAGUUGCGCCAGCGCAGGGCAGUGGCGAUGGUGUAUCCGGCUGCUGCCAACUUCUGGCAGAAGAAUGGUGCCAGGACCCAUGGGCAAUGCGCUGAUGAACGCCAUGGCCAAGGCUCGGGCCUGGAAGGCUUCAGUCAGCUGGCUGAGGAUGGGAUCAUCACCCUUGGGCCUCAGUGCCAUGAAUGCCUUCACUUCGGCAAUGCUGGCGGCUCCUGAGUGGGCCAGAGUCAUGGACUUCUUGAGCUGGAUCCGUGGCCAGCGACUUCCGGCCGACACGGUGACAGCUGUGGAGCUCAUGGAGAUCCUGGAAGCACAGGCUGCGGCACCCGCCAUCCGCUUCUUGGAUGAAGCGAUGGCUCAGCUGAGUGAAGGACAGAUACAACCGGAAGGGCGCCAAGUCUCAGCCCUGGAGCUGCUCCUUCGCCACGACCGCCUGCACCACACGCAGCGGCAGCGCUGCGCCCGGACGCUCCGUCCUCUGCUGCGGCGGAUGGGCUCGGGGCAGCUGGACCUGGAGGUCUUCAGCCUGGGGGACUUCACCUGGGAGGCACUCCAAGAGUUACAUUUGCAUCCAUCCAAUCUUCGCUGGCUGGAAGAUUUCCGAUGGGAGGUGCGACGCAACACACGAGCUUCCAGUGAACAAGCUGCUCUGACUGGUUCCAGGUCUGCUCGCAAGAUGGGGUCCUGUGAAGCUCACAGACUGGUCACCGUGAGGGAUAGCAGCCAUUGCCACAUGUUGGCCAACAAACAUCCGGAUGUGCGAUUGAGUGCCAGCAUGGAAGGUGCUGGAGAGGAUCCUGCGUACUCCUUCCAGGUUGCAUAUGGAGAGCAAGUCCCCUUUGCAGGACGCGGUCCUCCUCCAGGCCACGUGCCGAGGUUGCGGCUGACCGUGCAACAUGCCGCGGACGCUGCCCAGCAGGCCACUGUGAUGGUUGAUUUACACCGCAGCGGUGCCCAUCGGGUGCCUUUGUGGUCUGGUGGUCCUGGAGUCGGAACAUCACAUGCUAGCUCCAAAAGGAAGUCGACUCUGCGAGUCAGCGCUGCUGUCUCCGUGGUGUUGCGGAAUCGCGUUGCAGUAGUGACAGUUGCGCCUGUACUCAAAGCUGCACGAGCCGCUUCACAGCCAGUGCAGCGCCAGGAUGAAGCGGGUGGAGAUGAUGGGGAGAACGAAGAUGCAGCAAACCUCAGAACGUUCAACGGCGAGUUGCGAAUCGAUCAGCUGUUCGUUGGGCUGGUCAUUGAAGGGUCCUCAAGAUCACUGGCGACUUCAUCUGUGUGGGGAACAGCUGCAGAACUGGCUUCAACUGAGCCGCGGCAAAGAAGAGAGGCCUUCACCAUUGCCCUGGCGCAAGUCGUCAUGAACGUGGCCCAAACGCCAAACAGGUGCCGCGAUGUCCAAUUUCAAAUUUGGGACAUCCAGGUGGACAUGCAGUCUCCCAAGCGCGAUGUGAUCCUGAAGAGCACCUCCCAGCCCGCCCUCAGGACGCAUACCAAAAGGGACGAUGUUCGCAUGCUUGAUGUUCAUCUCCGCGAGGUGCAAUUGGAACUUGGACAUUUGGAAGUUUCAGUCACUGGUGCCCUCAUGGACCAAGCUCGGCUUUUGAGGAGAAACCUCACCGUGGGCAUGGGUGGCUUGACCUUUGAGCAAGUGCUGGCGAGAGCCAAGGGCGGCAUUCAUUUGAGUAAUCCGCAGCCACCCUCUGCAUCUUCCAAGCUCGUGGUCAACAAGCUGGUGGUUGGGGAUGCCAAAGUGGACGUGUGGUGCCAGCUUCACAUCCCGGAUGCGCAUUAUCUGCCCAAGUCUCUGAGGGACACCAUCCAGGUUUUCAGCCUCGGAGCAACCCGCUUGGAUAUCAAGGGGGCUCAGGUCAGACUCUCGCACCAAGCGCUGUUUAAGUCGCGCCCUGCAGAGGGCAACACCAGCAUCGUGUUCUCGAAGGUUUGGGAUCACUACUUGCCGUUGGUGAAGAAUUGUUGGCGAUCUUUGUUGCAGCAUUCCAAUAUUUUCCUCGGUGGCUUUUUGAGCCGACAUACCUGGAAUCCCAGGCAGAGGCGCGAUUGGCCGAAUGCAGACCCACUCUGCCAGAUAGGCAGCCAUGGGGAACUCCAGUUGCGAACGCCAGAGUGA
Messenger RNA from Cladocopium goreaui, 3877 nucleotides. The record is from the annotation of a GenBank genome assembly. NCBI's taxonomy places the organism in Eukaryota, Dinophyceae, Suessiales, Symbiodiniaceae.